This is a messenger RNA of Salvelinus namaycush (lake trout), 4220 nucleotides long. RefSeq names its product ATPase family protein 2 homolog. The transcript is spliced from 2 exons. Gene Ontology annotation, cellular component: cytoplasm. NCBI's taxonomy places the organism in Eukaryota, Metazoa, Chordata, Actinopteri, Salmoniformes, Salmonidae. The coding region runs from base 3069 to 3317 and encodes 82 amino acids. Gene Ontology annotation, molecular function: ATP hydrolysis activity. The record is from RefSeq and is a predicted model, not a curated record.
CACAGCCCUCAUCUUCACUUUGUCUGCUCUUCCUCCCCAAGCCAAUAUUAGCAAUGAUAAAAGUAAUUGCCGUCCCAUACCUAUUUUGGGUCCAGUUGCAUUUUCUUCCAAUGCGUAUUCUUGGAAGUGGAGGGGCCCCCCAUUCUCAAUCCCCGCAGAUUGCUGGUGAAUUUGAAGCAUUCAGCAAAGAACAAGUGGGAAAAAAGAGCGUCCACAUAAGGUUCAAAUUAAACUCUGUUGUGUUGCUUCUUUUUUCACUCCUAACAGGGCAUCAUAUGUUUUCCUAACUAAACCAAAUGUGUGCUGGGAUCGAGCCAAGCCAAGCCAGAGGAUAGAAUCCCUGAAGCGAAAAUGCUUGAGGCACAUUGUUGAAUGACAUUUAUUUAGCCUUUUGGCUAUCCAGAUUCCAGGCUGGAUACCUCAUUAAUCAGGCUCAUGAAUAUACUUGCUAACUAGGCAUUUGCUAGGGAUGUGUUUGUCUGUCUUUCCUUAGGUGUAUUUGUUUAGUAGGUUAUUCCUCAACCACUGUAGAAUGUUGUGUCCAGCGAUUGGUGAGAGAAAUAUCAUUAGCUGGACGAAACGUUUGUCAAUCCAGGAAGAUUGAGCCUUAUGAGUGCAGACUUUUCUAUCUCAUACCGUCGACAAUAUUGUGUUGAAGCGCCACAGACAAACGUUUUGGACUAUGCACUUGAACACCUCUGACAGUGAACAGUAAGGUGAGAGGGUGCGAAUGCUUUCAUGGUCACCCCACUGUGAAGUGAGCUUCUUUCUCAAAGGCAAAUAGAUGUGGCCUGAUGAACCAAGGCCUAACCUCCAUUACCCUUUGACCAUCCCUCUAUCCCUGAUGAGGAGGCUGAGCAGUGGAGGAGAAGACCAUGAGGGGAGUUACGGGGGAAGAGACGGCUGGGUAGCAGAUGUGGUAGCCCACAUUCCCCCCUCUCCCCAGAAAAUGUGCUUGCCUCCCCUCCUUUCUACUCUGCAUGGUCCCAGGCUGAGGCAGAUGUUUUUGUGCUGCUAGACGAAGAUUCCUGGAGCUUUUAACGGAGAAGAGAAAAGACGUCCAUGUCAUCAGGCAGGGCCAGGCCAGGCCAGGUCAGGCUAAGUUGAUGUGAUGUGGGGGGACUCAGGGGAGAGGAGACUGUACGCAGCAAGGCCAGGGCCCGGGACCUGGAACACACUGACCUUGGCUGGCUCCUCUCUCUCUGUCGUCUGUCUCUCUCCGCAUUAAUUGUGUUUUUCUUUUUUCCCUCCGUCCCUUUUUUCAGUCCUCGUAUCCUGGAACAUAUAAACAGGAUGUAGUCUUGUCUGAUCGUAAAUCCUCUCUCGUCUGCCCUGGCCCCCAGUCCCCCCCGGUCCCUUGCCCCAGCCUCCAGGCUGAGUUGGAGCUAGGGCCAUCUUAACCGGAGCUUGGACUGGGCGGGAAGGAGGAGAAGGGUGGUGAUGGUAGAGGGCUGAAAUUGAGUUUUUCCUGAGAAGAAAACUUUGUUUGUGGGUUCAGUGCGUCAGUUGUAAUCAUGCCUUCAGCCACCAUGCAAUUUGUUCAUCAAAUGCCUGCUAUCCUACCUGCAUGUCUUGGAAUCUAUACAACAAAUGGUUAUGAGUGGAGGCUACUCUAGUCGAGUGCAGGUUUUUCUGCAAUGUUGUGAGGUAGGGUUCUUUAAAAGUCAGGCUGAUUUACUCCUAGCAGCAGCUUUUAAUUAAGCAUUUUCACAUUCAUAUUUGUAAAAACGAUCUAUUGCACAAAGAGUUCUACCAGCCUUAUUCAGAAUGUGCUUUGCCCUUGAUCCUUGCACAUCAUUUCACUUAUCUCAUAUUGGCUGGACUCGUGACAUGUUUAUCUAGUCUAGUCUUAAACAUAGACUGUUUAAGACAAAUUACCCACAACCCACAGGAAGAACCCUUUCUCCUUUGUGUUAAACACGCACUGUGAGGAUCUUAGAGAUUUCCCGAAAUCUUAAAGAAUAGCCAAUCCAGAAUUCAAAUCCCACAGUAUUCCAUGAGACACUUGGAAAACAAGGCAUUCUCCCUGUUCUAAUCCUGACCUGUCAAUGACACUAAUGUAGCCUAGGUGAUUGUCAAGCCCUAUUCUCGCUCCCUUCCUCCUUCUAGCCUGAUCCCUAUCUUCGUCGCCAGUGCCAAUGUGGCCUAUUCAUAAGCUAUCAUCACCCUGGCCCCUUGUACAGUCAGUCAGCAUUCCAAGGGCCUACUCUAUCUGUGGUUCAUCGUUUUGUGACCCUACUCUGCAAUGCCCAACACAAACUCAACAUCCUCCGCUGAUAUUGAUGCACAGAUGAAUUUAUUUGUACGGUUGUCCUUUUGUGUUCUUUUUUCUACUCGGCAGGUGACGGAGUUGCCUCGAGUCAAGAGAGAGUUAAUCUCAAACAUAAAGCGUCAAUUAAAGUUCCUCUCCAGCUUUUCUUCUUGGCUGUGCGUGUCCAAUGUUCCCUGUUGAAUUGAAAGAGUGAAGGAAAAUAGCGUUCAUUUAGAGAUUAGGCAUUCGUCAGGGAUUCGUCAUCACGACAUGUCGGAGCCUGAGAGGUGAGGUGAAAGUUCUACUGUGUGAAAGUAAGUGUGUGUUUGGAGACGUGGAGCGGCUGCCAAGGACUUAUGUGGGAAACUGUCCGUCACUGAAAGGCUUGUCGUUAGAAAAAGGAGGAAAGGGAGGCUUAGCCUAUUGUUGACAUUUUGACAAUGUCUUGUCUCUGAAGACUAGCCUCGAGAAAAGUGGCAAUACUGAACAACAGUCUUGAUGUUCCCCUCAGGCCAUAACUAUCAAUGUUUCAAACAUGACUUACUGCAGCUAGGGCAUCUUUCCUCCUAGUAACUGUACACAUCAUCCCAACAUCUUAGACUUACAAAAUGUCCAUCUCUAACAAUCAAGUUCUUUAUCAGAAUUGUCUCUCUUAUUACCCACCAUGCACUAUUCUCUUUAUACCACCCCAAACCUAGAGAUUCGGAAACCUUGGUACAUCAACAAAUAUGUUGAUAUCAUUCUGGUCUUUUUACAGGGCUGAAUGCAUUGAGGAGUGCUCUCGACAAGUGGCUCCCAGCCAUCGGACCUCCAAUUAAUGGGGACAGUGACGGUCACUUUCCAGGACCUUCAGUGGGCCAUGUCGGAGGUCAAACCAGGUGCCAUGAGGCAGGUCGCCAUCGAUGUCCCCAAGGUGCGCUGGUCGGAUGUGGGAGGCAUGGAGCAGGUGAAGCCGAAACGUAAGCAGGCGGUGGAGUGGCCUCUCAGGCACCCCGAGGCCUUCACCUGCAUGGGCAUCCAGCCCCGUAAAGGAGUACUCCUCUAUGGAUCCCAGGCUGCUUCAUGAUCUCCAAGGCUCUGGCCAACGAGAACGGACUCAACUUCCUUGCCUUUAAGGUGAUGAUCAUUCAAAGUUUGAUUGUUGCCUGUAUUCUCCACCAGAUGGUCAAUGUACAGGCAGGGAAGAGUCCAUUUUAGUCCUUUCUACACCUACAGGGUUCCCUAAAUCCCACCCCUUUAAUGCAUACUUUAGUUUUGCAGUUGCAUUGUGUGCAUUGCCUUCAAGCACAGUUCCUUUUCUUAUGGCUGACAGCAUGGACCUUUGACGUUUCCACAACUAGGGAGAUUCUGCAACUAUAGAUAGUAAAACUAGUACGGCUUCUUUCCGUUUUCCAAAACAUACUGUACUUAGCUAUGGCCAGUGAUUUACCACCGGCAGCCAUUGUCUUGGCUUUACCCCAGUUAAAAAACAGGGAUGUGUCCCUGAUUAUCUCAAGGACCUCAGAAUCUUUGGCUUCCUUGGAGGCAGACCUACAGGCCUCCUCACUUGACCCCUCUGACCCCAUGUUUGUCCUUUUCAUUCAUCACCCCAUCCCGUCUUCUCCCUUCUCUCCCUCCACCCCAAUUCACAACUAUCCACGACACCGUCCUCAUCCCACCCCUCUCCCUCGCCCUGCUCUGUCCAGGCCCCUUGAUGGAGAUUGAUUGAUCACUUCACUGAUUGUUAAUUGCCGAUUAUUUUGGAAGCUGUUGCCGGGUGCGAUGGGGCUGUGACAGAAACUGUCAGCCAGCCUGAUUCGAUUGGGUCAGUGGUAAAAGAUAGUGGAUAGGCUGUAAUAUAACAAAGGAAGACUUACCUUUUAAAGACUGCUUACAGUGUAAAAUUCUCUUAAAGGUUUUUCUCAUAGAUGCUAUUUGUGAAUAACGUCCAACCCAAAUUGUUCAUAUUAUGUUACACUUGAUGUUUAAG